This is a messenger RNA of Candida albicans SC5314, 534 nucleotides long. RefSeq lists its product as uncharacterized. Bases 1 to 534 code for a protein of 177 amino acids. NCBI's taxonomy places the organism in Eukaryota, Fungi, Ascomycota, Pichiomycetes, Serinales, Debaryomycetaceae. The record is from RefSeq and is a predicted model, not a curated record. The transcript has 2 exons.
AUGGUAUCCAUUAGAUAUCCCGUGUUAAUUUUAUUUGUCCUCUCACUUAUCGGUGCCUGUUACUUGGGCUUUGCACUGAUCCAUUUACCUUACGAUAAGCUAAUUCACUUUUCAACAUUUUGCCUUUUAACCUUGGAGUUUUUCUUUGUGUUUGAUACACAGUACAAGUCUUUAAAAGUGUUGAGAAACAUCACAUUAAUUAUCUGUACAUUUGGCGGAAGUGUGGGUCUGGAAAUAAUACAGAACCUAGUCAACCCAAAAAGAGUAUUUGACGUUUAUGAUAUAGUGGCCAAUAUCCUAGGGAGUCUUUUAGGAUUGGGGAUUAGUGUUGGUUAUGUCACUUGGAGUAAAAACAGGGCCAGACAUAAAAGGAGUAGUUACAGACAAUUAAACACACAUAUCAUUGAAGCAUCAGAAGAUGACGGCGAGGAAAGCACAGACCAGAACUCCCUAGAUAUUCGAGAGAGAGCUGAUACUCAAUCAUUUACAAAUGAAGAUUACGUUAACAUUCAAUUAGAAGAUGUAAAACACUAG